Messenger RNA from Volvox carteri f. nagariensis, 693 nucleotides. RefSeq lists its product as uncharacterized. Lineage: Eukaryota; Viridiplantae; Chlorophyta; Chlorophyceae; Chlamydomonadales; Volvocaceae. The transcript is spliced from 3 exons. Bases 1 to 693 code for a protein of 230 amino acids. The record is from RefSeq and is a predicted model, not a curated record.
AUGGCUGCCGAAGGCGCUGAAGCAGGGGAACAGGAUGGGCAGCCAGGGGCAAUGCAGCUGCUGCAGCCAGGGAUGGCGCUGGUGUCAGGCAGCGGGCUGCAGCAGUGGCCUGAGCAGUAUAAACUCUACUGUGGGAGUGAGGGCUCCUUUCAUCACUCCUUUGCAGUAUGUGGAAUUCUGGUGGCGAAUGGCAUGUAUGCCCCAGACUUUAACAACCCCAAGCUGCAGGCUAUCAACCACUUCACUGAGGACAUGAAGUCUGCCCUGCUGUCUGGGGGGCUGAAGCAGUUUGAGCUUGCACUCCUUCUUGCGGGUCUGAAUGCACUCUGCCAGGGAGACGUGGGAGCACAGGGUCAGCAGGUCCGGAAGCGUGCAAAGUCUGCUGCAAGCAAUGACUGCAGCAAGAGGACAAAAUGUACCGCACAGGAGAUGGCGGGCUUGCUUAAGAAGGAGUUUCACUCGGACAUCAUGUCUGCAUCCAACUUCAAGGACAUCCCGGAGGUGAAGGUUCGGAUUGCAGAACUUAUUAAUAAAUUUGGCGGAACUGAAGGUGCCGCCACCAUGGUAGGCAUUAAGGCCAAGGCAAACACAACCGAGGAGGAUGUUGCUGAAGAAUUGAUGAAGUCACUCCGCCACAAAUGGAAGAACCUCCGCAACAUGGCUAAGAAGACACAGAAAGAGAAGGGUGCAUGA